AUGACAUGGCCUCAUACUCGUAUAAAAAUACCAAGAAAUCGUGAAGCGAGAGGUAUACUUCUCUGGAAUGACUACUUUGCUAACAACCCCACCUUUCUACCUAAUGUUUUUCGUAGGAGAUUCAGAAUGCGGCGAGAAUUGUUCAACCGAAUAUUGGCAGAUGUAGUGUUUAGAAAUCCUUACUUUGCUCAAAAAAGAGAUGCUUGUGGCGUUCUUGGAUUAACCCCUCAUCAGAAAGUAACUGCAGCAAUCCGAAUGUUAGCUUAUGGGUAUGCAGCAGAUGCAAUAGAUGAGUACUUGCGUAUUGGAGAAACCACUGUUUUGGAAGCAACUCGUAGGUUUUGUAAGAAGAUUGUGGUAUUGUAUGGGAAAGAAUAUUUACGCUCACCAACUGCGGGUGAUGUUGAACUGUUGCUGAAAGAAAACAAAGACAAGGGAUUUCCUGGGAUGCUGGGUAGCGUGGAUUAUAUGCAAUGGAAAUGGGAUAGAUGUCCGUCAGCAGAAUCAGGGGCAUACACCGCGUAUAAAGGGAGUGAAAGUAUUGUGCUGGAGGCAGUGGUGUCAUAUGAUCUCUGGUUUUGGCAUGCAUUUUUUGGUAUGCCCGGCUCCAGCAAUGAUAUUAAUGUAAUGAAUCGUUCUUAUAUUUUUCGAAAACUUAUCAACGGGAAAGCACCACCAGUGAACUUUGUCGUAAACGGGCAUGCAUAUGAUAUGGGAUAUUAUCUCGGUGAUGGCAUUUAUCCAGAGAUUGCUACUAUUGUGAUGGCCAUUAAACAACCAGAUUCCCAGAAAAAACAUACAUUUUCAUCGAUGCAGGAGGGUGCACGGAAAGAUGUAGAGCGUGGAUUUGGUGUACUGCAACAACAAUUUGCCAUUGUCAAACAACCUGCACGAAUGUGGAAUCUGGAUGUCGGCACCGGUGAGUAUAUCGAGGGAAGGUAG
Papaver somniferum (opium poppy) is the source of this 942-nucleotide messenger RNA. RefSeq lists its product as uncharacterized. The record is from RefSeq and is a predicted model, not a curated record. NCBI's taxonomy places the organism in Eukaryota, Viridiplantae, Streptophyta, Magnoliopsida, Ranunculales, Papaveraceae. Bases 1 to 942 code for a protein of 313 amino acids. The transcript is spliced from 2 exons.